Molecule: messenger RNA, 1644 nt
Organism: Populus euphratica (Euphrates poplar)
Lineage: Eukaryota; Viridiplantae; Streptophyta; Magnoliopsida; Malpighiales; Salicaceae
Product: reticulon-like protein B17
Exons: 8
Coding region: 180-1496 (438 amino acids)
Source: RefSeq, a predicted model, not a curated record
CAACAAAAACCCUGUCUCUCCAACGGCUCCUUUCAUUCCAACAAAACCCAACAUCAAAAACCCUUUCCUUUCUCAAUCAAAAACCUCAAGAACCGUCUCCAAAUCUUCACAUUUACCAAGCUUUGCUUCUUCUUCUAUCUCGAAUCUCUCCAAAAAUCUGCUAUUAAAGCAUUCAAGAAAUGGAUACAACACCACCUUCUCGUAGAUCAAACCCCAACUCUCAAGCAAAAUCAGCCUCUCGUUUGUCAAGAAUCAUAUACUCUAUCGAACCAGAAGCAAAGCCUCCACAGCUGUCUCUAGACCUUAUCCCUUCUUCGGAAAAGAAAACCCCAUCAAGUCUUUCACUCAAAUCCUCAACCAACUCUCUCCCUCUUCAAGAACAACUCCUCCUCUCACCUUCUCCUUUGAGAAAAUCAAGAAACCGUCUUGUCGACCGGUAUGAGAUUCCGGAGGAGGGUGUUUUAGAGCGAAAUGGGUAUAGAAGGAGAUGCAAAGGUAGAGGAUCUCAGAUGGGUUCUUUAGGUUGUGCUUCACCAAGGAGUGAUAGAAGGUUAAGGAGAAGAUUGGAGGUGGAGAGUAGGGAAGAAAGGGACUUGAUUGGUUUUGUGGAUGAGGUUGGAAAAUUGAGGAAGAGAAGACAUAGCGGCCGGUCUAAGAAGGAGAAGGAGAAGCUCUCUUUAGUCCCUUCAUUGCCUUCUUCUAGCACUACUCCAAUUGAUGAAGGUGAUGGAGGCAAUUUGGAGAGGAUUGGGAUGGUUGUUUAUGAUCUGAUAACGUGGAAAGAUGUGGCAAAAUCAAGUCUUUGGUUUGGUCUUGGAUGCCUAUGUUUCUUGUCUUCCUGCUUUGCUAAAGGGAUUAGCUUUAGCAUUCUCUCUGCCAUUUCACAACUCGGGCUUCUGUUUCUGGGUGUAUCAUUCCUCUCGAAUUCGAUAUGUCAAAGAAACAGUGUUGAGAAGCUGAGAAAAUUUAAGCUGACAGAAGAGGACAUUUUGAGAGUCGGUAGAUUGAUACUUCCAGCUGCAAAUCUUGCAAUUUCAAAGACAAGAGAGUUAUUCUCAGGAGAGCCAUCCAUGACCCUCAAAGUGAUUCCUUUCUUGCUUCUUGGUGCGGAGUAUGGUCAUCUUGUAACUUUGAGGAGGCUUUGUGGAAUUGGGUUUUUCAUUAGCUUCACCAUACCAAAACUAUUUGCUUGCUAUUCUAGUCAGAUUAACCAGAAAGCUGAGCACUUGAAAUGCCGGAUGAUGGAAGCAUGGAGAGCUUGUUCUCACAAAAAGAUGGUGGCAGCAUCAGCAGUCACAGCUUUCUGGAAUCUGUCAAGUCUCAAAACCCGUAUAUUUACUGCAUUUAUAUCUUUGGUAAUACUACGAUGCUGCCGGCAACAACAAAUGCCAAGCCAGGAAGAAGGGGGGCUACCGCCAACACAAGUAGAAGGGGUGGCAGAAGGAGAACAAGAGCCACAACAGGCAGGAGUGGCAGUGGCCUCCCUAAAUCAGUAGGCAUCUUUGCCAUUUCUAACAACAAUAACUUGCACUAACAACAAUAUGAGAGGCAUUGCGUUGUACUCUAUAAAACUAACACUUACUAUGGACAAAGAACGAUCCCUCCAUUUUAUUAUGUACGUAAUAAGAUAUCGUAUUUCAAUCU